Messenger RNA from Hypoxylon fragiforme, 557 nucleotides. RefSeq lists its product as uncharacterized. The transcript has 2 exons. The record is from RefSeq and is a predicted model, not a curated record. Lineage: Eukaryota; Fungi; Ascomycota; Sordariomycetes; Xylariales; Hypoxylaceae. The coding region runs from base 8 to 250 and encodes 80 amino acids.
UGUAUGUAUGUAUGUUUAUUUGAUAAACGCGAUGACGGCACUCCACUUCCUGUCCGCCGGGCUCUCGGGUCCGUUAGGCUUAAGACGGGAUCACCAACACGUGGAAUGUACGUUGGUGAUGUUAUUUGACACUCCCCUUGCAUUUGAUAGGGGGCGGCUUGCGGUUCCGCGAUCCCGGCAGCCAUGGAUUUAUUUCACAGCCGUCAGUCUGGUCCUGCCUAGACACAAUACGCUAUGGCAAAUAUUGUAGGCGGUGAUCAGGGUUGUUGAGGAAUACCUGGAGAAGUUUGAUGAUAAUCGGGGCAUUAACAAGGGGGAAGACGGGGACACGAGAUCCACCUUUGUAUCUGUGAAGUGGAAAAGCUGAUGUUGGCUGGUUGAGAGUUACGUAUGUGCAUAUAUGCAUACAUAAGAAUACGAGAGGCAAUUAUUAUUUUCUGGAUAUUUCUUUUGUAGGUAUGUAGAUGAUCUUUUGUAGAGGAUCUUUUAUUUUUAUUUUUUUACUCUCUCUCUCUCUCUCUCUGUCUCUUCUUCUUGACCGUUGUGUGAGGUUUAAU